This is a messenger RNA of Siniperca chuatsi (mandarin fish), 3886 nucleotides long. It is a transcript of the gene mbd4, whose product is annotated as methyl-CpG binding domain protein 4. NCBI's taxonomy places the organism in Eukaryota, Metazoa, Chordata, Actinopteri, Centrarchiformes, Sinipercidae. Gene Ontology annotation, biological process: DNA repair. The coding region runs from base 164 to 1624 and encodes 486 amino acids. Gene Ontology annotation, cellular component: nucleus. Gene Ontology annotation, molecular function: pyrimidine-specific mismatch base pair DNA N-glycosylase activity; DNA binding. The transcript has 13 exons. The record is from RefSeq and is a predicted model, not a curated record.
UGUUUGUUCGCCAAAACUACACUUCCGCUCCGGUGUUGACACCAGGAAAGUAAGCGGGAGGACAGAGCAUAGACAUCAGUCCCCACAUUUGUCCUACGCGGUUGUAAGGAAAGAAGGAUCUCGGGGUUGACCAGUAUUCAUGUAAAGAUGACACAGACCAGGAAUGGCUGCUGAUGUGGAAGUAAAAAGUCAGCUGCUGGACAAUGACUUCAACACUGACUCCACCACUUCAGAUUCCACAACUGUCUCAACUGGGUUCAGAAACAACAACACCCUUCUGAAAAUGCACCCUACUAGCUGUGAUAUCCAGCUGGAGACCAGUGAAGACAUAAAUACCCAAAGUCACAAGGACAAGGAUGAUUCUUGCCACACUUCCACAAUGCCCCCUGGCUGGAUCAGAGAGGUAAAGCAGAGGAAAGCAGGCAAGACAGCAGGCAAACUGGACAUCUACAUUACAAGUCCCCAAGGGCUGAAGUUCCGGUCAAGAGCAUCCCUGCACGCUUUCCUCCUAAAAGAUGGAGAUGGGAACUUAGACAUAAACCUUUUUGAUUUCACUGCAUCCAAAUGCAAUGAUGUCACCACUUCCUCCCAAGUGAAAGAGAGGAGAAGAAAGAAAAAGCAUGCAGAAGCACAGCAGGAGAAGACAACAGAAAUACUGGAUCCACCUCCAAAUAAAUCUAAAAGAGCCUCUUCCUCCGUCAGAAGUAUUAAAGAAGAAAAAGUAAAGCCUGCAGAAGAUACUAACCAUAUUAAUACUGACAUUGUACUAAAGGGGAUUACACACGUACUUGAAGUGUGUAGUGACAAAACUGAUGAGACGGUGAAGUGUUGCAUACAAGCUGCACCUUCAACUACAGUGGGUGACAUCAAACUGCAGAAGAGCUCUCAGAGGGUGGGUCUGCUGAGAGAGAAGCUACUCAGACUGGCUCCUUCCAGUAACCAAGAAAACACUUUCAGUGUUCACAAGGACGAUCAGGCAGCAGACUCGCAGCGUUCUGUCCCGACUCUGAAUGUUGAACCUGCCGCCGAGAGUGUGAACAAGAGUGCGGAUGAACGAGGCAGAGAUGAGAUACAGAUUCACACCGAAGGUGACAACAAGCCUAAUUCUGAACUGGAGGCUAAUGUUGACAGUCACCAGGAUGUGGAAGGGGAGGUGUUGUUACCUGACAUCACUCGUGGGAGCUGCACACCAGUGAGAGAUUCCCAGAAUAAGUCCAAGAGCAUGGAGGACAAACGGAAAACAAGCUCUUACUUCAGCAGGAAACCCCUCGGGGAUGGCCUUAGCCCACCCAAGAGGAAGGCCUUCAAGAAGUGGACGCCCCCUCGCUCUCCCUACAACCUCGUACAGGAAACCCUUUUCCACGACUACUGGAAGCUCCUGGUGGCCACCAUUUUUCUGAAUAAAACCAGUGGAAAGAUGGCCAUACCAGUACUGUGGCAGUUCUUUGAGCGUUACCCGUCUGCAGAGGUGACUCGGGAGGCCGAAUGGAAGCCCAUGUCUGAACUUAUGAAGCCACUAGGCCUGUAUGAGCUUAGAGCCAAAACGCUCAUCCGCUUCUCAGGUGAUUGUGCUUGUCCACUGUAUGUGAUGGAUUACAGUUUCAACUUCUGGAUGAAUAUCUAACUAAACAGUGGCGUUACCCCAUCGAGCUGCAUGGUAUUGGGAAGUAUGGCAACGACUCCUACAGGAUAUUCUGUGUGGGAGAAUGGAGACAGGUGACACCUGAAGAUCACAUGUUAAACAAAUACCACACCUGGCUGUGGAAGAACCAUGAAAUGCUCGGAAUCUGAAACACAAAGUAUGAGGAACUGCAAGGUUUUAUCACAUAAACAGUUAUUUAACAAUGUUAGUAUUUUGAUGAACUUGCCUCCUAAAUUGCUUUAAAAUUAUGCAGUGACAUUCUGAAGCUAUCAGAAUCAGUGUUAGCCUUUCUGUAAAAAGUUUGACUCAAUGUGUAAUAAAAUGUCUUAAAUGGUUUAAAAGAUCAAACGCUUCACGAGUGCAUUAUUCAGUCAGUCUUCUGACUUGUUUUCUUGUGCCAUCCGGAGACUUCUGACUGUAUCUGGUUAGUCCAUUGUCACAGGCUAAUAAUCUUUCUUUUUAAGUGCACGGAUGCAUGACCUUACACUCCACGCAGCAGCUUUCUUUUGGUGGGGGGUAACGUGAUUCCCAAGGCAACUGUUGCCACCGCAAAACACUGAGUGAAUGCACAGGUCCUGGUUUAAUCUCUAACUAGUACCAGUACAGUAAUUAGCUAUAUUUACAUUUGGUGUUGUGUUAUGAUUUACUGUCAAUAUAAUUGCAACUUUAAGAAGAUAAUUAAAUACUGCAGGAUUUGACACUUUGGAAAGUUUCAUUCUACAGACUGGACUUCUCUGGUGGGCGAACAGAAGAUCUUGAAUGAAAAUGAAACUACCAGCCAUCUCUAUACCUUCCACACCAGUGCGUAUUCCUCACGACACACCUCCUGUCCGGCAGAGUCGCUGCCUGGUGGUCACUCCCAUGACCUUUCCCAUUAUCUCAGACUCUGCUCGGAUGUGGACAAGCACUCAGAGUAUUCCAAGACUGAACCCUUUACAUCCACCUUUGGUCCAUAAACGCACCGUCAGUCUGGAGACACCAGCUGUUCACCACCACAACCACCAGAGGACACUCAUCUUGCAGAGGAGAGAGCAUUACAGGUAUCAUCAAGUGUGGCGAAAACCCUUUUAUGGAACCAGCAGUGAGAGAGAAGAAUACAGGAAGGAGUUGCGAGAGCAGUUAAAGAGGCAGAUAGAGGAGAAAUGUGUAGCACUGAAGCUGCAGCUGGCCAGUAAAGUGAAGGAAGCAGAUUAUCUACGAGAAGUGGACCGCCUUGCCCUGUCCAGUGAAAAAGAGCAAAGAAUCCAACACAGCAAAGCAAUGACAGCUUACAGAGACGAGAACAAGAGGCUAAUGGAGCAGAGCUGGAGGGACAGAGCACUAAUACGCUCUCAGGAGGCCCUGAAGGAGAGAGAGCUGCUGUGCUUCAACCCCAUUAACUGGAGUGGAACACUGAAAUAGGUUGAACCUCAACAUCCAGAGUCACAACUUCAGGCUCAGGCCUUGCUGUAGCACUUGGGCAUGCAUGAAUGGGAUGCAACAUAUAUAGUACAUGUAAUUAAUGUUGUGAUACCUAUUGAAGGACCUUAAGAGACCUUAGGAUUUUCUAAACUGGGAAGAACCAAAUUAAGCUCUUCACCUUUAUUCUUAAUAUAUAAGAAUACUGAUUUAUUUCCAAUCUUUCUUUAUAAUUAUUUAAAAAUAUAUUAUAUAGGUAUAUCUUUAUAUAUUAUAUAGGUUCUUUUAUCUGCUGCUCUGGGUACAAUACAGUAAAUCCAAGAUUAAAGAAUACCGAUUCAGCAUUGCACUCCUAUAACAUUGCCAGACUUAUGGACAGUUUUUAAAUAAUAGUAUCAAAAUCCAUACACAGAACCAGAGAUAUCGUCUUUUUUUAUUCCAUGCAUUCUUCUUCUUCUUCCUCAUCAAAACCUACAUUAUCCACAAUGCAACUCGACCGCCAACAGUUCUGUUGGAGAUUUGUGUCUUAUGCUAGUAGCGGCUAAUUUAGCCGAGCAGAGAUGAGGAGCAGGCUAGAGGUCUAGUAAGCUCACUUCUUUCUAACUCCACACCCCCUCAUUUUUUUCAUUUUCAAACUUGUAGUCUUCAGUCCCAGACAGACUUUGAUGUGUAAAAUCUGUGGUUACCCUUUAAGGGUUUCUCCCAGUCACCAGUAAUUUAUGGUGCAACAUUCUACACAACUGUAGAAAAUAAUACUCCACAAGCUAAAAUGUUUUUCCUCAUUCUGUUUAUGUAAAGAGCAGAGGAAGCUUGACAAAUUAAAUUUUAAAAAAUUGAAAUAAAAAA